This is a messenger RNA of Saccoglossus kowalevskii, 1130 nucleotides long. Its product is annotated as polycomb complex protein BMI-1-A-like. NCBI's taxonomy places the organism in Eukaryota, Metazoa, Hemichordata, Enteropneusta, Harrimaniidae. The record is from RefSeq and is a predicted model, not a curated record. Gene Ontology annotation, biological process: negative regulation of transcription by RNA polymerase II. Gene Ontology annotation, cellular component: PRC1 complex. Gene Ontology annotation, molecular function: promoter-specific chromatin binding.
GCUUCAUUAGAUAUCCAAUCUAGGGUACAUUUGAAAAAGGCAUUGUAACGCGUUUAUCCUGCCAGCACGGCGACUCAAGUCAGAAUGAAUCGAACCACGAAGCUGAAAAUGACGGAAUUGAAUCCGCACUUGAUGUGUGUGUUAUGCGGUGGUUAUUUUAUUGAUGCUACGACAAUUAUAGAAUGUCUUCACUCGUUUUGCCGCACUUGUAUUAUACGUUACCUUGAAAGCAGUAAAUAUUGUCCCGUUUGCGAUACGCAAGUACACAAGACUAGACCAUUACAAUACAUAAGGCCAGACAGAACGCUCCAAAACAUUGUUUAUAAAUUGGUGCCAGGUUUAUUUCGAGAUGAAAUGAAGCGAAGACGCGAAUACUACGCCGCGAACCCAUCAGCAAAAAGCAAGCCCACUCACAGAUUCUCCCGACAGAACGCAGAAGAACGAGGCGAAGUGAACGAAAUGUUUAUGUACAAAGACGAUGAAAAAAUGAGUCUAUCUUUACAGUAUUAUCUUUCCGAAGACAAUGGACGUUCAAAGUCCUCAAGUUCCGUAACCAAUAGCAACACUGAUCAUCAAAGUGACAGUGACGGCAAAGACGAGGGUGAUAUUCGCUAUCUUAGAUGCCCUGCUGCAGUAACAGUACAUCACAUCAAGAAAUUCAUUCGAAAUAAGUUCGAACUUCCGGUUUCGUACGAGAUCGAUAUUAUGUAUCGUUAUCGGAAAAGUAUUGACUCAUUGAUCGAUCAUUAUACGUUGAUGGACAUCGCCUAUCUUUACGACUGGAGGAGAAAAAGUCCCCUGGCGCUGAUGUACCGGGUGAGACAACCAUCUAUAAACCGACUGAAAAAAAACCUCCACCGUACCCUCAGCUCGGCGGACGUUCGCACUGAUUGUAAAAUUCGAAAAAAGAUCCACACAGAACCAACCCAGCAUCAGCCGAAGUUACCAACAACAGUGACGUGUGACACUUAAAACUUGAUCUAAAUUUAUUUUAAAAUUGAAAUAAUUAUCAAUUAAAUGUGUAAUAAUGUGCAUUUCGUAUUGCCACGCGAGAUUUGUCUAAUUUCAUGUCCAGUGCGUGUUUUAUCUCAGUCUUUGAAGAAUUUCAAGUUCAAAUUGUUUUACAUACA